CCCUCCCCAGAGUGGGGCGGGACCCCAGGAGGAGCAAGGGAGUAGGGCCGCUGGAGAGGACCAGACACUGGAGAGGCGAUAUGGCAGGAACCAGCCUUGGAGCCCGCUUCUACCGGCAGAUUAAGAGACAUCCUGGGCUUAUCCCGAUGAUUGGCUUCAUUGGCCUGGGCAUGGGCAGCGCUGCACUCUACUUGCUACGGCUCGCCUUGCGCAGCCCGGACGUCUGCUGGGACCGAAAGAACAACCCAGAGCCGUGGAACCGCCUGAGCCCCAAUGACCAAUACAAGUUCCUUGCAGUUUCCACUGACUAUAAGAAGCUGAAGAAGGACCGGCCAGACUUCUAAGCCUGGCAGCAGUGCACGUCCAUGUGAACCACCAGCCAGCCUACUCAUUUCUUCCACUCUCCACCCUCCACCCCAGGGCGCCACUCUAGCCACCCUGUCCAGCUCUUGCUUACACAGGCCGGGUUCCCACGAGGAGGGGAGGUAGCCCCACCCCCAGCCUCUUCCCUCACUCCCAGCAGCGGAAGCGCCUCUGACCCUCAGCUUGAGUCUCACGAGGGGGAGGGGGAGCUAGGAGGGCAGGCAGCAUCCUGGUUGACCUAAAAGGGCCAUGUCAGCCCCUCUGCCCCGCUACCCGGGCCUCACAGGGUGUGGUGUGUAUGCUACGUGUUGAGCGUGGCCUACGUGAGCCAAGAGCAAGCAGGGGCCUCUGAUUGCCAAGUGACGUGGCGGGCCCCAUGUUAGCCCAGGCUCCAGGCGCCAGCCCAGGGGCGGUGCUGCCCUGACUCGACUGGGCUCGACUGGGCUCGCCCCUGACAGCCCAGCCAGCUUGUGAGGAUGCACCUACGUCCCUCUGCGCAGCUCGCUCCUCCUGGUGCCCAAGCCCGCUGCCUCUCGUGCCAAUGGGCACCCCCUCCUGCCUCACACCUGGGCCUCUCCCUGCCUUCCCCACCCCUCCCUUGCCCCCCUCCGUCCCCAGGGAUCAAACAGAAGCAGCCGUGGGCAA
Molecule: messenger RNA, 1008 nt
Organism: Camelus dromedarius (Arabian camel)
Lineage: Eukaryota; Metazoa; Chordata; Mammalia; Artiodactyla; Camelidae
Gene: COXFA4L2
Product: NDUFA4 mitochondrial complex associated like 2
Exons: 4
Coding region: 81-344 (87 amino acids)
Source: RefSeq, a predicted model, not a curated record